ACUCUUUUAUGUUAUUAAUGUAUUCCUGUCGGCCAAAGAACUAGCAAGUCACAUUGAUUAUACUUUUUAAGAAUCAAUAAAAAAAUUAAAAUUCUAAUCAACAAAGUGCUACCACUUUUCAACACUGGGUGGCGCCCAAAAACAGUACUGUACAGACAUUUCCUCCAAUUUGUCAAUUUGCUUGUGCUUAAAGAACGUGUUCUUUUGGUGAUAAGCAGUGUUCUGUUUGUGCCAAACAUACCUUUUACAAAUAAGGAUAAAAAGUUAAACUUUGGUUUCAUCAGACCAUAACACAUUUACUUAUACAUGCAGUUGGGAGAGUUCAAGUGUGUAAAGAGUUCAAAAUAUCAGUCAGUGUUAGCACACAAUUUUCAGGCUUCUGCUACAACGGAAAAAAUAAAAAUAAAUCAUGAAAAGCUUACUACAGCAUCUAAAUAUUUUUGUGGUUAUCAGGGGCACUUUAAACGGUGGCAGGUGUGUGCUGAGACGAACUCCCAUUUAACAUAAAUUUGAAUGUGUGUGGUUAAUUCUGAACAUAGUCACAUCCCAAUUAUAAGAGGGUGUGCACACUUGUGCAAACACUUUCUCAGUUGUUUUUUUUACUUCCCCUCUCGAAAGAUUUUUUUUUAAAAGUACAGGCAAUAGGUUACAUUAAUGGUGGAAAAAGUUGUGAAAUUAUUUAUCUAAAGUCUCAUUUUUAAAUCACAAAAUCUGGCAUUUGAACGGGGUGUGUAGACUUUUUAUAUCCACCGUAGAGUCAUAGCAGGGAGUGUUAUGUGAUAUUAGCCAUCCAUUUGAUCAAAAAAAGUACUUUUUCCCAAUCUCAGCAGUGUAUAACAGGUGUAAACACACAUGGUUUGUCUGCGCAGAUCUUCAGUCAUCCAGGUCAUUGGCAAUCUGAAGAAAAAAAACUGAAAGGCACCUGAACAUUUCUUGGUUGUUGAAGACAUUUGACUGAAAUUUAGGAAAGGUGAAACAUUAAAUCCUUAACUUUUGCGGAUGAGAAAUGGUAUAGUCUUUGAACUAAAUACUCUCUUUAACAACUUUAAACCGACUGGAUAUUUUCAGGGUCUGAUUAAUGUUUAACUUAGGUGACGUUGGAUGUGCAGUGUUGUUACAAUUCCCAUAGAUAAGGCUCGUCUAUAACAGGAAGUGACUGGUGUUUUCCCAUAUAUGGAAUGUUUUUUUCCCAUUCCUAGGCCUACAUAUAGAGGAUGUGAAGUAUGUGAAGCAAGCACAGCCUAAAGCCAUUCAGUCUAUGCUGCUUGUGCUGAUUCAUCGGGGGGGUCAACUCCUGAGGUGCGGAUGAAGAAACAAAUUUUGCACUUAUUCACAUUCAGAGGGAUAGUGAGCAAAGGCAAAAAGGGAAAAAAAAAAGGAAAAUGGCCAAUUUUGUAUUACGGACGGCCCAACCAAACGAUGUAUGUGAUAUCUUGCGACUCAUAAAGGAACUUGCAAAAUUUGAAGAGAUGGAAGAGCAGGUCAUCCUGACCGAGAAAGAGCUACUUGAAGAUGGUUUUGGAGAUCAUCCAUUCUAUCACUGCCUGGUUGCUGAGGUGCCAAAAGAAAAGAAAACAGCUGAAGGGCACACUGUAAUUGCCUUUGCCAUGUAUUACUUCACUUAUGACCCUUGGAUUGGAAAGCUUCUCUACUUGGAGGACUUCUUCGUCAUGCCCGAGUUUCGGGGGUUUGGCAUCGGCUCAGAGAUUCUGAAGGUCUUGAGUGAGACGGCAGUGAGGACUCAAUGCAGCAGCAUGCACUUCAUCGUGGCGGAAAACAACGCAAAGUCUAUUGAAUUCUACAAGAGAAGGGGGGCAACUGACCUUUCCUCCCAGGAAGGCUGGCACCUGUUUGCCAUUGACAAGGAGGAGUUGUUGAAAAUGACAACCAAAUAAAAUAAUUGCUGUUCAUUCACCUCUGUUUUCUACAGGCAGUCUUGAUAAAUACAUGUACGUAUCCACAAUUCUGCUACAUUAACACUCCUGUUAUGUUUGUUUCUUUGGAACACCAAAAAUUAUUGAAAUCAUUGGGAAAAAGAAAUAUAAAAUCUACAUUAUAUUUACACUUUAUAAUAUUUUAAAAAUAUUUUCUUGUUAAAAUUUUAAAUGGGUACAUUUGGCCCACAAUAUAACAGGGGAGUGAAAUACUACUAGGUUUGGUGAAAUAUAGCAUAAACUAUUGAACUACAUAAAAAUCUCUGUCACAAUAAUAUGCUACAAAAAUGUAAAUCUUGUGAUGCAGGGGGAAAAAAUAUAUAAAUUUUAUUCAAAUGUAUUCAUAGAUUCAAUUCUAAGCUGCAUUUCUGAUUGUCUGAAUCGUGUGUAAUGUUGGAGAGAUUUCCAAUAUAUUGUUAUGGUUUAAAGAACAUUUCACAGACCUUUAAUA
Phycodurus eques (leafy seadragon) is the source of this 2385-nucleotide messenger RNA. RefSeq names its product diamine acetyltransferase 1-like. NCBI's taxonomy places the organism in Eukaryota, Metazoa, Chordata, Actinopteri, Syngnathiformes, Syngnathidae. Bases 1383 to 1895 code for a protein of 170 amino acids. The transcript is spliced from 6 exons. The record is from RefSeq and is a predicted model, not a curated record. Gene Ontology annotation, molecular function: N-acetyltransferase activity.